GCAACGACUUAUUUCCAGCAGAGACCAACGAGAUUUUCACCUUAAACAUCUGUCAGAAUGCAGGUGCCCAACAGACCGACGUAUGGAUACUCCGUGCGUAAUUACGCACCGGCGGCACCGCUGCACCAGCAGUUCCAGGGAGGCCAGUGCGCGUCCACAACGAAGCCCCCCAGCGGGAAAUCUUUCACGAUCGAGGCUUUGCUCGCCAAACCGGAAGACACAACCAGCGACAGGACGACUGGCGGAGUGAAAUACCAACCAGCGGCUCCGGUUCUGCCGCUCACCGGACACGCAGGGUUACCGAUGGCACCGUACGUCUACUCUCCGAACAUGCUGCACUCCGGGAUUCACACGCAGCCUGGAUAUUCUGUCUACUGCUGCCCGCCUUUCACCUACCAGGCAUCGUGCCGCGGCGCAUUUUACGCACAAGCUUCCAUGUCCAAAGUCAACGCAGGGCUGCAUUCCUUCAAAACCAAAGGAGGGAAGUCGAAACGGAUGCGCACCAGCUUCACCAGCGAGCAGCUGUCCCGCCUGGAGAAGGAGUUCGCUCGGCAGCAGUACAUGGUGGGAUCGGAGCGGUUCCUGCUGGCCUCCGCUCUGCAGCUCACAGAGGCUCAGGUCAAAGUCUGGUUCCAAAACCGCCGCAUCAAGUGGCGCAAACAGAGUCUGGAGCAGCAGCAGGCCAAACUGGCCAAACUGGGUCUGGCUGCUCCUCCAAAGAGUCCCGGAUCUCAAGGCCACGGAGAUGAAGGCGACGAGGAUGAGGAGUUCUCCGACUCAGACGUGGACAUCGACGUGUCCGAUGACUCCACUGACCACUGCUAACCAAACACACCUGGACUUCCGGUUAAAACAAAGACUGUUGUACAUAAAGCUGAGAAAGGAGGCUCCAGUCUCCUACUAUGAAUAUUUAAUAGAUCUAUAGCUAUAUAUUUAAUUUUCUACAUUCAUUGCUCUUUGAUGGGUUCACGUCAUGUGUUGCUUUUGUACAUUUGAAUGAAUUAUUCAGAAAUAUAUUUUAUGACAAUAA
This is a messenger RNA of Amphiprion ocellaris (clown anemonefish), 1030 nucleotides long. RefSeq names its product notochord homeobox (gene noto). The transcript has 3 exons. The coding region runs from base 58 to 825 and encodes 255 amino acids. Gene Ontology annotation, molecular function: DNA binding; DNA-binding transcription factor activity, RNA polymerase II-specific. NCBI's taxonomy places the organism in Eukaryota, Metazoa, Chordata, Actinopteri, Pomacentridae. Gene Ontology annotation, biological process: neuron differentiation; regulation of DNA-templated transcription; central nervous system development. The record is from RefSeq and is a predicted model, not a curated record.